CGAAAAGAUUUCGUCACGGUACGAGUUCAAGUUGAUCGUAAAACUUUGUGUUCUCGUGGUCGUAAUAUUUUCAGUGUGCUAUCGGGGUAUUAGUGUUUUGUGUAGACAACACUGGAAAUAUAAAAAUGCCAAUAAAGCGUGUUAUAAAUACGAAAUAAUAGAAGGGUCAAAAAAUCCUAUAAUAGGAUGAAUAGAUGAUCUCGUUCAUAUUACAUUGGUGCAAGUAGAAAUGUCAAACGCAUGAAUGAUUGCAGGACCUUGGACUCUUAAUUUUUAAACAGUGCACGAUAAAGAGAAGUAUUCGGAUUGCGUUCUAUAGAAAUAACAAAUUUUGUAGCGUCCAUAAUUUAUUGAAAAAAUGACUUAUUGCGUUCCACGUGCAUAUAAAUAAUUAUAAGUUAAACAACGUUUUGACAAUCAUCGGAAAAGUACGACACAAUAAAAAAAAUGAGUUCCGUUUGGAAACGAUUGCAGCGGGUGAACAAGAGAGCUGCAAAAUUUCAAUUCACCGUGUCGUACCAUGAAGUCACUUUAGAAACAACAACGAAAUGGAAACCAAACAAGCUAAGCGUUGUAUGGACGAGACGUAGUAGAAGGGUUACUUCUGAACCCCUAGAUUGGGAACCAAAUUUGAGUGACCCACUGAAAGGUGUCAUUAGUUGGGCCGUCCCUGACAAUCACACGAUUUCAGUAACUCUGUUUAAAGACCCACGAACACACGAACUAGAAGAUAAAGAUUGGACAUUUGUAAUCGAGGAUGUUUCUUCUACGGGCAAAAGACGGCAUGUGGCUGCCACAAAUAUAAAUAUGAAAAAAUACGCAACCUUAGAAUCCACUCAACAACAGCUCAAAUUAGAUUUGAAACCUACUUCGAAAAAAAUUGUUAAAGCAACGUUAGAAUGUACUUUAUCGUGUGUUUUCUUGAGAGAGGGCAAAGCAACGGACGAGGAUAUGCAGAGUAUGGCUAGUUUAAUGUCGGUUAACAAUAAUAGCGAUAUUGCUCCGUUAGAUGAUUUUGAUAAUGAAGAUAUACCCGAGGAUGUCGAGGAAGUGUCUGUGAAAAAUCUUGAUGAAAUUUUAGAUAUUUCUGCGCAACUCGAUUUAAUGACGAGUAGUUUAACUGAAAGUGAAUUACCUAGCACUCCAAUAAGUGUGGCAAGUUUAUCAAAGGACAAUAUUACGCCCGUAAAUGAUAACGACCACUUUAUACGUGAUAUUAGCCUGACCGGCAUUGACGAUUCCUUUAAAGAAAAAUCUGCUUUCAAGGACACUGUCGCUGCUGAAAAUGAUAGAAACAUUGAACACAGUACGCUAAGAUUGCCAUUGCAACCGUUAGUACUGACAAAAAAUACUGUCAGUGUUCCUAGAUUAAAAGAAAUUACACCAGGCCAGGAUUUAUUGGAAUGGUGUAAAGACGUAACUAAAGAUUAUUCCGGUGUAAAAGUUACUAAUCUUACAACAUCAUGGAGAAAUGGAAUGGCAUUUUGUUCGAUCAUACAUCAUUUUAGACCAGAUCUUAUAGACAUAGAUUCAUUAUUACCGCAUGAUGUAAAAGGUAACUGUAAAAAAGCAUUUGAUGCUGGAGAAGCUCUUGGUAUACCCAGAGUAAUAGAACCAGCCGAUAUGGAUAUAUUAACUGUGCCUGACAAAUUAGCUGUGAUGACGUAUUUAUAUCAGCUGAGAGCACAUUUCACUGGCCAUGAAUUAGAGGUACAUCAGAUAGGUAAAACGACAGAUGAAUCUUCUUACAUGAUUGGUAGAUUUAAUACAGACAAUAAUUCGGAUGUGAGCGUACAAUUGUUUGGUCAGGAAAUAAUUAAUUUGCACAAAAAAGAACAAAUGGAACAUAAAAAUAAUAAAAUAGACAACAGACGAUCGAACCCGUUUGAUAACAAAAAGGAGGAUGUUAAUAUUGAUUCUGUAAAAAAUAGAUUACAUUUAAGUUUGAAUAUAGAAAAUCAGGAUCACGAUCAAUGCAAUAAAGAUAAAUCGCCAUCCAGUGUUAAAGAUGUCAAGGAUAUUAUAUUAGCCAGUUCAAAGAGUAUUCUAGAAAAAGUGUUAUCGCCGACUAAAGAAAAAUAUUUAUCUAGAGAAAAGAGCAAGUCUCCACCAAGAGUACCGCAAGUACAACGUCCUAUAUUAAUGACUCGUCGGCAAUUAACAGAUCCUUUUGGAUCUGACGAGGAAGAGGAAAAUAUUCAAAUAAUCGACGAGAAAUGGUCUCAGUCGAUCUCAAUUAACAAAUUACAAACGCCAGUUCGUGACGAUUCGAUAAAUAUUACUGAGAAGGGAAGUCGUGAUAGUACUGAAUGUCAGAGUGUAUCAUCACCACACGGAGAGCAACGUUCCCAACAUCCAUUAGUCAGUCGGCAUGACGAGUUAAGAGAACGUGCAAGACAACUGUUAGAACAGGCCAGGAACCAGACAAAGUCAGCUGGCCUUGUUUCUGCCGCCGCUAGUCCUAUCGAGAGUCAAAACGACGAUGAAAGGCAACAGCAGUUACGCGAAAGAGCAAGACGUUUAAUAGCAGACGUAAAAAUGGGCGUUAAUGUUACUUCAAAUCAAAUAAACGAUGACAAUAAUAGCGACAGACGAUCGAUAGAUGAUCAAAAUAAUAGUCCGAGACGUAGCAUGACACCGUCUACACCCGGUGACAGAUUUAGUACAAAGUCCGAAUAUAAUGGAAAUAUUUUGGGAACUCCAAGUGUAAUGGAUGGUGAUAAAAAGACUGGUUCUCCUCUCUACUCAUUUUCUAAGAUAAUAGAGAGAAUUUCACCAGAUAAAACUAGUCCUGAUGGUACCUCCUAUACACUUAGAGGAUUGGGAAAGGACAUGACAGCAUACAUUCAAAACGAAUUAGAGGCAUUAGAACGAGAACAAACUCAAAUAGAUAUUCAAGCUGGUAAACUUGAAAAACAACUUCGAACCGCUAUGGAAAGUGACAACGAAGAUGAAACUGAAAGACUGAUGUCACUAUGGUUUACCCUCGUAAAUAAAAAGAAUGCACUCUUAAGAAGGCAAAUGCAAUUGAAUAUAUUGGAAAAAGAAGACGAUUUAGAACGUCGAUUUGAACUUUUAAAACGUGAACUACGAAGUACACUCGAAGUAGAAGAUUGGAGAAAAACGCCCGAACAAAAAAUACGAGAAAAUUUACUUUUAGAAGAACUAGUUUCUAUUGUAAACAAAAGAGAUGAAUUAGUUCAUCAUCUUGAUACGCAAGAAAGAGCUAUCGAAGACGAUGACGAAAUAGAACGUGAUUUAUCUAGAGCUGGAUUAGCUCAACGAAAUAAAAAUUGUGUGUUACAAUGAAAAUUUAAUUUUAUUCUCCUUGUUACGAUAGUAAAUGACAGGUAAUUAGUUUAAGUUAAGCAAUUAAACAUUUUCACAACUAUAAAUAAAAUUUUACAAUAUUAAGAAUUAAAUAAAAUUUACUUUUUAUUUUCUUAAAAGGAAAGGAUUUGUUUAAAUUUUAAGCUUGUAAAAUUUUAUUCACGGCUAGUAAAAAAUCAGAACUAAGUCGUAAAAAUAUAGUUUUAAGCUAAAUUUACGCUGGAGUAAAAAUAAAAAUUACAGGUAUGACAAAUUUUGCUGUGGAGUGGCUAAAGAAAAUAUAAAAUUUUCCUUGACAAUGAAAUCGGGACAGAUUAUUUCAUAAUCUGCAAGAUACUAAUGAUUAGAAAUUUAUUUUGUACUAUGCAUUAUAUACCAGUUGUACAAUCAAUGUUCCAUAUUUCUACAAAUUCAUUAUUAAGUAUUAUGUCAAUACAGUGGUACUCCCGGUGAUGGAGCUAAAUUGAAAUUGAACAAAUCUGUUUCAUCAAAGGAACACACACAAGCGACUAAAUUUUGUCAUAGCGUUGUGAACGUUGUAAAAAGUUACUUUACUUUAGGAAGAAUCAAUUUCUAUUAUACAGGGUGUUCGGCCAUCCCUGGGAAAUAUUUUAAUGGGGGAUUUUAGUGGCCAAAAUAAGACGAAAAUCAAGAAUAACAAUUUGUUGAUGGA
Messenger RNA from Colletes gigas, 4003 nucleotides. RefSeq names its product EH domain-binding protein 1 (gene Ehbp1). The record is from RefSeq and is a predicted model, not a curated record. The coding region runs from base 448 to 3309 and encodes 953 amino acids. The transcript is spliced from 17 exons. Lineage: Eukaryota; Metazoa; Arthropoda; Insecta; Hymenoptera; Colletidae. Gene Ontology annotation, molecular function: protein binding.